AUUCAAUUCUCUCUAUUUUUGUAUAGGAACGUUUUUGUCGUAAAACUAACAAUAACGAGAUAAUUCAAUAAUUAUGUUCUAUAUAUAUAACUGUCACUAUUUUCCGCUAUAACUCGGAAAAUAUUGAUGGCACGAGAAAAUUGUAAAAAUAGAAAUGAUAGAAAAUUACAUUUUUAACAAUUUUGGCUGUUGUACUUGUCGAAAAGUUGAAAAUGGCGGAGAUAUUGAGCAAAAACGGUUCUCGUUUAAAAUCAAGAUGGCGGCUAACGCAAUGGCGGAAUUCAGUCGAGAUUUUAAAUUUAUACUACUAUUGACCCCCCUAAAGAUUAAAAAAAUAAAAUUUGGGGCAGCUCCUAAUGCAAGGUUAGGCCUGUUAUUCGUCUAACCCGACUGGACUAUUAGUCCAUAGUGUUGACUGUAAUAUGUGAAUUUGUUCAUAAGGACUUGUAGGUCUUCUAGAUUGUUUGGAUAUACUAUGGUGUCAUAUACAUGCCUGGUGUUGUUUGGGCAUUAAUACCAGUUAAGUAGAAUACCUUUAUCAGUUUCAUGCAAAGCUUCCAUGAAUAUGCUUUCAGAGUAGAGAUUUAAAAUUAGAGGGGACAAAAUACAACCUUGAUUCCUAGAAUUACAUUUUUAGAUUCCAGUCAAAAUUUCUAAUUUUUUUUAAAUUAUCGGUUUUUAAUUCCUGCUUGGCAUACUGUGCUCGAUCAAACGCUUUCUCGUAAUCAACCAGACAUACGUACCUAUACGUCGCAAUUGACGUCUCUACAUCUCUGGAAUAAGACUUGCAUUGAGAACAAACUCUCGCUCGUACUAAAAGCAUUUAUGAAUCCGAACUAGAUCGGGGAAAUUUUACUUUCGCAUAGCUUGUAAACUCUCUUAUGGAUUAUCAUUAGGAACAAUUUUAGAUGACUAUGGUCAUAAUUGUGAUUAUGAUGAUGAUAUGGUCGUAAGGAGAGUCAUACUAUGGAGUUAGAUGGAAUGUAGAAGAUUUUUGAAGAUCUCACGGAUGGAUCACUUUGCGAAAUAGUUGAAGAACUGUUAAGAAAAUGAAGAAAAAAAAGCCGAAAGUUACUAAAAAACUCCUGGCUUACAUGGUUUACACAUAAAAUGCCUCAAAAACUUUCUAAAGGUAUCAGAAAGACCCCAAACCAGCACAGAAUUCUACCAACCUAGUUUUAUUCUAAUCACUCUAGGUAAAGUGGACAAGAGAAUCUUUAAGAAGAGACUUGUAGACUUCCUCGAAGAAUUCUACAUCAUCCCAAAUUUCUAAUUUGCAACGCAAUACUCCUUGCGGACAACAGAUAAGGGCUGAAAAUUAUGGUUGAUUGCACUAUGCAGUACUGCGAGAGGUAUAUAAUGGCUCUGAAUACAAAAAAGCAAAAAAUUAUGAUUGACAGAAAGAACAAGAUUGAAGACGAAACAAUCUUCGUUAAAGGAAAAGCUUUAGGGACAGUACCCACAAUAAACUACUUAGGAUAUAAUAAAUGAACAAAGGAUCCGUAGCCUUGAAAUAAAACGACGCAUUGAAAUAUGAAAAAAGUAAUUAUGCAAUGGAAAACUGGGAAUAAAAAUGAGAACUAGAGACUAGAGUAUUGAUAUGUUACGUAUUCUCUGUCCCUGUAUAUGGAGUUGAUGCCUGGACAAUUACGGACGCAACUGAAAAAAGACUUGCCAGCUUUGAAAUGUGGUGUUAUCAACGAAUGUGAAAAAUUUCAUGGACACAAUACCUAACAAACACGGAAACAUUAAGAAAUAUGAAAAAGAAAUACCUAACAAUAUCGAGGAACGAAAAAUGAGCUACUGUUUGGUCACAUACGAAGAAAUGAAAAAUAUGAGUUGAUGCGAUUGGUUAUACAAGGGAAGUGGAAGGAAAAACAGGACCGGGGAGACCGCGACGUACGUCUUAGUUAAAAAAUUUAAAGCAGUGCGGUGGAAAAACAACAAUAGUACUCUUCAGAACCACUGCAGACAGAGUAAAAUGAUCUGUGAUGAUACCCAACCAACGUCCUCAAAGUAUGAGACACCGAAGAAGAAGGUUUUAAAGAUUUUUUAGUACUUUCUUAUCAUUCAUUAUCAUCAACCCGUACGCGUCCACUGCUGGACAUAGGUCUCCCUCACAACGGCGGAUCCAGCAACCUUGCAAGGAGGGGGCAAUGAAAUAAAAAUUUUCUGGUCACUCGCGUACGCAGGAUUCUUUUUCGAUAUGGGCUGUUACUUUAUUUUUCUUCAUGUACCCAUGUCCUUUCAGAACGUUGGUUACUAUCAUAGCUAUCUUAAUUUUAUUCACUGCCACCCUAUAUCAACCACGAAAUGCUUUUUCGUCCUGGACUGCGUUUGUCUUCUAUUUUCACUUGCAUAAUAUUUUGUAGUAACCUAUAUUUAAAACUUUUCAUUACAUGUCCAAAAUACUCCACUUUUCUCUUCUUGUUGCCUUCUAUAAUCUCAGUAGUCUUGCUGAGACGUUCUAGUAUUGUGGAGUUUCGAAUCUUCUUCACCCAAGAUACUUUUAAAAUUCUUCUAUAGAACCACAUUUCGAAAGCCUCAAGGCGAUUUAGGUAAGUGGAUCGAUUUUAUUCACAGUCCAAGAAUCGACACCAUACAGUAAGACCGAGAACACGUAUUUUGGAGAAGAAAUUCUGUUUUAUGUUUCAUUCCGUUAUUCAGUUGUACACAGGACACAAAACUCACUAUUUAUUUUUAAUCGUAAUUAUCUUUCUUAAAAAAAGGCGACACCAGGCGAAGUCUCAAGGAGGGGGCAAUUAACCCCAUUGACCCCCCUUGGAUCCGCGCCUGCUCCCUCAGCUCUUUCCAUCUUUCUCUGUUUUGUGCGGCUUGCAUCCAGUUACCGAUAACAUGCUUCAAAUCAUCGGCUCAUCUGGUUAGCAGGCGUCCUCUGCUCCGUAGUGCUUUUUCUCGCGGCCUCCACUCGACAAUACGUUUUGUCCAUCGGUUGUAUUAAGAGGCGAAUAGAGAGCGAGACAAUCAUUUGUCAAAAUGAAAAGGUCCCUAUGCAGCCGGGACAUAAAUCUAAACUUAAGAACGACAAUGUUAAGGUGCUAUGUUUUCUCCGUUCUGCUGUAUGGCAUGGAAGCUUGGACACUGAAAAACAUAAACAUCAAAAACAUUGAGGCAUUUGAGAUAUGGUGCUACAGGAGAAUGUGGAAAAUACCAUGGACAGAGGGAGUAGCAAAUCAAUAUGUUUUGCUGAAGAUGGGGAAGGAAUGUGAAGUCAUAAAAACCAUACAAACGAAAAAGCUGGAAUAUCUAGGCCACAUAAUGAGAGGAGAAAAAUAUUCCCUGCUAAGACUCAUAAUCCAAGGAAAAAUCUCGGGAAAGAGAAAUGUGGGCCGUAGGAGGAUCUUCUGGUUGAGAAAUUUAAGAGAGUGGUAUGGGUGCAGUUCAAUACAGUUGUUCAGAGCUGCAGCCAACAAAGUUAAGAUUGCUGUGAUGGUAGCCAACCUCCGAUAGGAGACGGUAUUGCAAGAAUAAGAUCGGUUGUCUGACAAUCUGGCGACGUGUCCUGCCCAGUUCCACUUUGGCGACGCGAUUUUUUCGACAGCGUGUAGCGUUCCGCUACGUUUACGAGUAGCCACUCCCGACAACCGUAAUAAUUAACAUCGAAUAACAAAAAGUUACCUUACGAUCGAGGUAGGAAAAUGAAAACAGAAUUAGUGCUAGCUAACCAACGACUUAAGAAGGUCAAAUACAGACAAAUAUGUGUUGGAGAAAAAACGGCAGAUGUCAUACAUAAAAGAAUAGGAGAUAUUCAAUAAAUCUAUUUUGGAAUUGCAAUUACAAAGCAAGCUAAAUAUAUCUGUAAAGAUAUAAUAUUCCUAAAAUGAACGUCUGCCGUACCUAGAGAAUUAUAAAAUAGAACCAAGCUUUUAAUAUCCCACAAAGACAACUUAUAUGGAAAAUGCACUAAGAAUAACAUUCCUAUUAAUUAUCUGGAACGUAAAUCUUCCCUAAGAUGUGUAUACUCAUAGAGCCGCUUACCGUCUGAUAAACCGGCACGUCCAUAAGCCAACACUUGGAAUUAGAGCUGAAGGAAUUUCAUCUAGAUUGGAACAAAGAUAAGUGUACUUAAUUAAUGUUCUCAUUUAUAGACCGAAUUGUGUUCCGCAAUAUAUUAUAUAUUUAUUCUACAUUUGUUGUUAAGCAUUAGAUUAUUUUUUAACUUCCCUUAUCAUAUCUUUUACUAUCGGUUGUGUCUACACAACAAAUAAUAUUUUGUCAAUUUUUCAUCUAAAUCUCAAUGCAUGUAAGGGAACAUAAGUACUUAUAGACCUAGAGCAUUGGUCUCUAUAGGGUUCAUUACAUAAUAACUUAGGUAUUGUGGUAGAUAAUAUACAAGUAUAUUAAUACGGUAUUAUGAAGAAUAUCAUCUGGUUCUGUUGACUAGCACUCACUAUUGUUUUUCUGUCUCUUUAUUGUUUGUAUCUGAAAGAAACGUAAACUCAUAGAAAUCAUUUAAUAGUCGGAAAAUUUUACGUUAUCUGCUUAUAUCUUGGCAUCCAAAAUUUUAACAUUACUCAUAUUCAUUAUUUAUAUUAUUAAUUAAAUUUUGCUAUUAUAUAUUCAUCUUGCAAGCCAAUGUUUUACAUUAUUAUACAUUAUUUAUAUUUUUAGCUAGAAAUUUUACAUUAUAUAUAUAUAUAUAUAUACAUUAGUUACCAAAAUCUUACUUUACAUAUAUCUAGGUAUUUUUUUUACACAAUAAAAAUAAGGUAUACCUAUUGGGUUUGUAUCAUUUCACCUGCACCUGAUAUCUCUCAACUAUAUGGGUUCAUAUAAUAUUUUAUUUCAGGAUUAAGUUAUUUGGAUUGUUUAUAUCUUUCUCCUUAUUUCUCUCUCUCUCUUUCUCUCUCUCUCUCUUUCCCCCUCUCUCUCUCUCUCUCUCUAUAUAUAUAUCUCUCUCUCUCUCUCUAUAUCUCUCUCUCUAUAUCUCUCUCUCUAUAUCUCUCUCUCUAUAUAUCUCACUCUCUAUAUCUCUCUCUCUCUUUUCUAGUCUCCCACACUGUUCUAUCAACGAAGUAAAGGCUCUAAAAGGCAUUUACUUCUGGCGCCCAUCUUUGGUUUAUUGAUCAUAGGUCAGUUCUUUUCUCUUUAGUAUUUCAUUACUUUUUAAUUUUUCUGGUUUCUUCCAUUAUCACUAUCUCUUUCUCCCCUAAACAACAGCACGAAAAUAAGCCGAUCUCCACUUCCUGAGCUUUUACGUCUCAUCCUCAUCCUCAUAAUUAAUUUGUUAUCUUCAUUCUAAUUUUAACUUGUUAAGCCGUUUCUCACUACUCCUUUCUCUUCAUCAAUCAAAUUUUAGUACCAAAAAAAAAUAUAACCCUACUAUAAGGGUUACAAAGUGGCGCCCAACGUGGGGCUGUUGUUUUCAUUUAGGUGGUGAUUUAGUGUUAGUUACACUACAUUCUCUUAUUCAAUUUGGUUAUUGCGAAUUAUCACUUACAGUUUGUUUGUUGUUUUGGAAAAAAAAAAAAGAAAAAGUUGAUAGUAGCAGUGUAUCAUUUUGUUUUUUUUUGAGAGAGUAUACAGGUGUAAGGGAAAUUAUUUUAGAAUUGAGGAUAUAGCAUUAAUUGUUGGGUGGUAUACGAACAUAAGUUAAAAGGUAAUAUAAAUAUUUAUUGAAGGUGACGUUAAUAUUUAAUAAACUGAAUUUUUACAUUCUUAUACGUUACAUAUUUUUUGGUAUCUUAUAAUUAUUAUGAUAUCCUGUACUGGCACUUGUAUCCACACAAUUAUAUAUUUUGGGUUAUAGGUAUAUGUUUAUUAGGUUCUGAUUUCUAUCUCAAUUUUAGAUUACUAUAUGCGAUUAAAUUUGCGGGCUUUGUGCCAGCUGUAAAAUUUUUUUAUUGAGUUUAUCUAUCUAAACUUCAUUGGGGUGUUUAGUCUUGAUACCGAAAGUUUCUUUUUUAAAAUGUCCACUUUUAAAGUUGAUCAUUUACUGUUAAAAGAGUUAGAUUACGAGCUUAAAAUCCGAAGUAUUGAUGUUACUGAAUAUCCUACCGUCGAGGCUAAACGCAAAAUAUUGCGUGGAGCUCUGCGACAGGAGAAGGAAAAUAGGAGUUUUCGGCAAAUUUCUUCCUCCUGUAUUCCCUUUGACAAACAUAAGGAGGAGAUUGAGGACACACUGAAAGACCUUACCCAGAAAAUCGGGAUAUUCAGGGGUACAAUACUGGAUCCUACCUUUGCUAGAUUGUCGUCUAGAGUAGCUCAUUUAUCUGAACGAGUAAGUCGCUUAGAGUGUGAUACCGAUGAACAGGAAUUAUACCAGAAAACCGUCGCAGUCAAAAUCUUGGAUAUUGAAGGUGACCUCGAUGCUCGGGGAAACCCAGCUGCUACCUCCACUCCAAAUGCACCCAUACACAAUGCGUCACCCUUCCCAUUUUCUAAAUCUGCCCAAGUUCAUAAAUGGGGUAUUUCUUUUUCUGGUACAGGUGAUCGUGAUACUGUUGUCGCUUUCUUAGAGAAAGUUGAAUGUUUGCGAAUCUCUAGAUGUAUUCCAGAGGAUGACUUAUUUGCAGCCUCCGCUGAGUUGUUUACCGGUCCUGCGUUCACUUGGUUUAUGAAUAAUCGCUCUAACCUUUCUUGCUGGAAAGAUCUGGUGCAAAAACUUAAAGCUGAUUUCCUACCAUAUUCCUACCAAGAUGAUCUUUUGGAUGACAUUAAAAAGCGGAAACAACUCCAGAAUGAACCCGUUACUAUGUUUAUCAACAACAUCCUUGGGUUGUGUAGUCGUCUUGACAUUCCUCUCACGGAAUCCGAAAAGGUAAGAAUCAUCAUGAAAUCUUUGUUACCCUCAUAUCACUCUCAACUAGCUCUUGUAGAAAUCCGUAGUAUCGACGAGCUUACGGAAAAAUGUAAGCGGUUAGAAGAAACAUUUUCUUGGUCUAAUCAACCCUCAACUGUAGUUUCGUCUCGUCCUUUCCCGUCUUCUAGUCAGAAUUCCUUUUCACGAAAUCGAUCAUGGCAAAAUAAAGUACCGAAACACAAUGUAUCUACCGUUACCUCCACGAUCGUAUGUUGGAAUUGUUAUACUCAGGGACAUGCCUUCUCUGCAUGCCCAAACCCCAGAUUGCGUCCCUUUUGUUUUGGGUGUGGCCUUGAAAAUACCACUAAACCCAACUGUAGGAAUUGUCAGGGAAACGGUCGUUUAGAGGAUUGUACCCUGAGCCCUCCUCUGACAGUCUCUCCAUCAGGGAAUUCCGUAACUUCCAUAAACAAUACAGGACUCAACACGUCAAGCCCUCCCGUACUUUCUACCAGUCGAAAAGGGAAAGGUAUUUCGUCCAAAAGGACAACAACUUCAAACAAGAACCUAUCUCAAGAUUAAGUUUUCUGAAGCAGACACCCUUUAAUGUCGAAUCAGAUAAUGAUAGUGUUUCUUUCUCAGUAUCUUCAUUAAAUCUCCCAUCUCCUUGUCUCGAACAAGAACUUAACUCUGCGUUAAUUCCGUUACCUUUACCUUCUUCUUCCAGAAGAAGUAAGGAAGGAGAUACCUGUCUACCUAUAUCUCAAUAUUCUGGCAACACCAUAGUGAUUGAUAAAACAACCUUAGAUUUAAAUUCUCUAUUAGUUAGGAAACAUAACGAUAAUCGUCCGUAUCUCCCUAUCGAAGUAUUAGGUCAAUCUUGUUUAGCACUUCUGGACAGUGGUUCAAACAUAUCUUUACUAGGUUCUUUAUCUCUUCGUUUAAUAGACAACGAUAAAGUCAAAGUUAACCCGAUUUCUUCUCUUCAAGUAUCGACUGCUGAUGGCACUAUACAACCCAUCACGGGAAAAUUCGUAACAGAAGUCUCUGUAGCGAAUAUCCGCAGAAAUGUUACUUUUUAUGUUAUCCCCUCAGUGCAAAAUUCAGUUAUCCUUGGAAUGGACUUUCUUAAUGUUUUUAAUAGCACACUUAACUGCUCUGAUUUUUCUAUGUCUAUAUCUUCAUUUAAUAUUUCGAGCUUGAAUGCCGUACAAGAUUUUUCUAGUUUAUCAAAUGAGGAACAAAAUCAGUUACAAGAAACUAUCUCCAAGUUUAAUUCUAUCUCCUCUACGGAUAAGUUAGGCCGUACUACCUUGCUUUCCCAUUCUAUUGAAGUGAAUAAUCCCACACCAUUUAGGCAAUACCAAUA
Messenger RNA from Diabrotica virgifera virgifera (western corn rootworm), 8132 nucleotides. RefSeq names its product clavesin-1. Gene Ontology annotation, cellular component: membrane. The record is from RefSeq and is a predicted model, not a curated record. Lineage: Eukaryota; Metazoa; Arthropoda; Insecta; Coleoptera; Chrysomelidae. The coding region runs from base 5930 to 7345 and encodes 471 amino acids. The transcript has 2 exons. Gene Ontology annotation, molecular function: phosphatidylinositol bisphosphate binding; nucleic acid binding; zinc ion binding.